UCGCUCCGCAGACGCGCUAGCCAGCCUAUGACUUCCCCAGAAACCAGUUCUUCUUGACCUAGCCCCUCCCACAUUUUAAUGAGUGACCAGAACCGGCAGAUGGCCCAGAACGUCUUCCAACUUUGAACCGCGACGCACGCGUCGUUGCCGUUCUCGUGAUCUUAGACGCAGUUGGUCUUCACCUGAGGCCAGAAGGAGCCAAGGCAGCCGCAGCCCUUGCUAAAAGCCUUGCCUACUUAGUGGAAGACAAUCCAGGGUCUGCAUUUCCACUCAAGACGUUUUAUAGUUUUAGAUUCGACUCAAAGUCCAAAUUCUUAUGCAUUAAGCUCAUCCGUUGCCUUGCUCGAAAGGUUGAAUGGAUUUCAGUCACUUCGUUUGGGUUGAAGGGAAUUGCUUUCCAAGACACUUGUUGGACUGAACGUGGGGCAGGGGCCUCUGGAAGCUGCUGGUCAGCUGGCUGGGGGUGAGAUGUAUUGGCCUGCUUGGCCGGGCCUCAGUUACUUGAAGAGGAAGAGAGCAGGACUUGCCGAGUGGCUCCUGGCCGGCAGGAGGCUUUGUGGAGUCAUGGGCUCUUGGAGGCCCAGCAAGCAUGGUGUCUGCAGUCGGUUAUGUUCUUUUGAGACCUCGCCAUCAGGGAGCGCCUGGUGUCACUAAGUGUCUGCUGGUGCUGGAGUUUGCUGUCUGCCUUCUUGCCAUGUCUAACGAAGUAGAAACCAGUACAUCUAAUGGUCAGCCUGACCAACAGGCCGCACCAAAAGCACCAUCAAAGAAGGAGAAGAAGAAAGGCUCAGAAAAGACAGAUGAGUAUCUUUUGGCCAGAUUCAAAGGUGAUGGUGUAAAAUACAAGGCCAAGCUAAUUGGCAUUGAUGAUGUGCCAGAUGCAAGAGGAGAUAAAAUGAGCCAAGAUUCUAUGAUGAAACUAAAGGGCAUGGCAGCGGCUGGUCGGUCUCAGGGACAACACAAACAAAGGAUCUGGGUCAACAUUUCCCUUUCUGGGAUCAAAAUAAUCGAUGAAAAAACUGGGGUGAUAGAGCAUGAACAUCCAGUAAAUAAGAUUUCUUUCAUUGCCCGUGAUGUGACAGACAACCGGGCAUUUGGUUAUGUGUGUGGAGCAGAAGGCCAGCAUCAGUUUUUUGCCAUAAAAACAGGGCAACAGGCUGAGCCAUUAGUUAUUGAUCUUAAAGACCUUUUUCAAGUUAUCUAUAACGUGAAGAAAAAGGAAGAAGAAAAGAAAAAGAUGGAAGAAGCCAACAAUGCAGUUGAGAACGGGAGCGAGGCCCUAAUGACUCUUGAUGACCAAGCUAACAAACUGAAAUUGGCUGUUGACCGGAUGGAUUUGUUUGGGGACAUGUCUACACCUCCUGACCUAAAUAGUCCAACAGAAAGCAAAGAUAUCCUGUUAGUGGAUCUAAACUCUGAAAUCAACACCAAUCAGAAUUCUUUAAGAGAAAAUUCAUUCUUAACAAACGGCAUCACCUCCUCCUCUCUUCCUCGACCAAAGCCUCAGGCGUCUUUCUUGCCCGAAAAUGCCUUUUCUGCCAAUCUCAGCUUCUUUCCCACCCCUAAUCCCGAUCCUUUCCGUGAUGAUCCUUUUGCACAGCAGGACCAAUCGCCACCCUCUUCGUUUGAUUCUCUCAAAUCUCCAGAUCAGAAGACAGAGAAUUUGAGUGGCUUGUCUACUCCGCUGAGUAAUGGGCCCCUGAAUGGGGAUGUUGAUUACUUUGGUCAGCAGUUUGACCAGAUCUCUAACCGGACUGGCAAGCAGGAAGCUCAGGCAGACCCGUGGCCCCUCUCAAGUCCGCAGACCCAGCCAGCAGUGAGAACUCAGAAUGGGGUAUCUGAAAGAGAACAGAACGGCUUCCAUGUCAAAUCCUCCCCGAACCCUUUUGUGGGAAGCCCUCCCAAAGGACUGCCCGUACCAAAUGGCCUAAAGCAGGACUUGGAAAGCUCUGUCCAGUCCUCCACACAUGACUCCAUAGCCAUUAUCCCACCUCCACAAAGUACCAAACCAGGAAGAGGCAGAAGGACUGCCAAGUCUCCAGCAAGUGACUUGCUGACAUCAGACAUCUUUGCUCCUCCGGACUCAGAACCUCCAGGCCAGGCAUCACCUACGGGACAAUCUGCAACCCCACAGACCAACCCUCUGGAUCUCUUCAAGACCAGUGUUUCUCCCCCUGUGGGACCCCUAGCAGGUCUAGGUGGUGUAGCAAUCACACCGCCCCACACAGGACCAUGGAGCCCGCCAUCCCUCGUGUUCAAUCAGUCCCCUUCCAUGGUCCCAGGAGCCAUGAUGGGUGCUCAGCCUGCCGGAUUCAGUCAACCAAUGGUUUUUACCACAAGCCCAGCGGUUGCAGGUUGGAACCAGCCUUCAUCCUUUGCAGCCUCAACUCCCCCUCCAGCCCCUGUUGUUUGGGGCCCAUCAGCAUCUGUGUCACCCAAUACUUGGUCAUCAGCAAGCCCUCUGGGGAAUCCUUUUCAGAGCAAUAUUUUUCCAGUUCCUGCUGUGUCUACCCAGUCCCCUUCUAUGCUCUCCUCUCUCCUGGUCACUCCUCCUCAACCACCUCCCAGAACUGGCCCCCCUAAGGACAUCUCCACCAAUGCCUUCGUUGCUUUGGACCCCCUCGGGGAUAAAGAAGUCAAGGAAGUGAAAGAAAUGUUUAAGGACUUACAACUGCGGCAGCCUCCGGUCCCCGCGAGGAAGGGAGACCAGACUUCCUCGGGGACUUCAAGUGCCUUCUCCAGUUAUUUCAACAGCAAAGUGGGCAUUCCUCAAGAGAAUGCAGACCACGAUGACUUCGAUGCUAACCAACUAUUGAAAAAGAUCAAUGAACCACCAAAGCCAGCUCCCAGACAAGGUGCCCCGCCAGCUACCAACUCUUCUGACAAUGCAUUUGAGAACCCUUUCUCUAAAAAUUCUUUCAGUUCAUCACAAGCCUCUAUGGCUUCUCCUCAACCUGCAUCUCCCGAUGUAUAUAGGGAUCCUUUCGGAAGUCCUUUUGCCUAACUUCUGAACUUGGCUUGCUGACUAUCCAGAGGAACAGAAAGGUUGGCCUUAGCAGUCAAGGACAAAGCUGA
Messenger RNA from Eptesicus fuscus (big brown bat), 3075 nucleotides. It is a transcript of the gene DAB2, whose product is annotated as DAB adaptor protein 2. Gene Ontology annotation, biological process: positive regulation of endocytosis; receptor-mediated endocytosis; negative regulation of canonical Wnt signaling pathway. NCBI's taxonomy places the organism in Eukaryota, Metazoa, Chordata, Mammalia, Chiroptera, Vespertilionidae. The record is from RefSeq and is a predicted model, not a curated record. The transcript has 16 exons. Gene Ontology annotation, cellular component: plasma membrane. Bases 590 to 3004 code for a protein of 804 amino acids.